Molecule: messenger RNA, 2601 nt
Organism: Belonocnema kinseyi
Lineage: Eukaryota; Metazoa; Arthropoda; Insecta; Hymenoptera; Cynipidae
Product: sphingomyelin phosphodiesterase 4
Exons: 14
Coding region: 130-2490 (786 amino acids)
Biological process (GO): sphingomyelin catabolic process; ceramide biosynthetic process; glycerophospholipid catabolic process
Molecular function (GO): sphingomyelin phosphodiesterase D activity
Source: RefSeq, a predicted model, not a curated record
GCACGCGGUGUUUGCCUCAGCGAGUUAUAAGACGAAUAAUUUGCUUGUAUAUUUAUGGAGAUAAGCAUAUUUGAGUUUUUGAAGUGGGAUCAUUAAGUUUAAAAUAGAGAAACUGUCAAUGAUGCAAUUAUGACUGCAUCUAUAGAUGUCGCUACGGUGCGAGUUCAGGCGUACCUUAAUCUUCCUCUUGUGAAUCGAUGCAGAGAACUCGCUAUACUAAUAGAACAAUCAAGCACAACUGAACUUCAACACGUCUUUCCAGUUUUGAUAGAUUCUUUAUUUGGAGUAGCAGACAAUGUUGGUUGGGGUCUACACUCUAUCAACUUAAAGAGGAAUCCGCAAGAAUAUGAGGCACUCUGUAAUUUCCUUGGUCCAUUGGGACCCAUAUUUUCUCUCUGUUAUAAAUUACUUCCAGAUUGCUUUUUAAAGUACAACUUCGCAGUGUCCUACUUACCAGCGAAAAUACGUUCCAUGCUGGAAGAAGGCAUAAUCCCUCCUUUUUAUUCAGACAAGAUCAGGGAUGAACAAAAUGCACGUCUUCCAUCGGCACUGGCUAUGAAUCCCUUUGAGUAUUAUAUUUUCCAUUUUGCCUAUCACUUAACAAAUGCCUGGCUACAACAACCGCAACAAGAAAAUGUUUGGGCCAAUUGGGAAACAAUCUAUGUUCAAUUGGCACACAAUUAUCUCUAUCAUUUUUUGCCUAGAGAUAAUUCCCCUGUUUUGCCUAUAAUUGGUCCCUAUGUGAAGAAGACCCCCCCAAGGAAGUUAAUGCAGUCGCCAGAAUCAAAAAGAUUACAGACAACACGGUUAUUAAGAACUUCAAUACUAUCUCCAGGUUCAACCAGUCCGACAUCUGGAGUACCGCAACAACAAUGCUUACCUCAAGUUUGGAGAAGCGAAACUGUAGUACAAGUUUUUCUGGAUUUUUGGUUGGAAUAUACAGAGGAAGAACAAUUUUCCCCAAAUCUAGUCACAGCUUCUGCGAGUUCCUUACCGCGUAAACACAGUAUUCAUUCUGGGGAACACAUUCGGCUUGUUCGAGCAUUUAUAAAGACAUUACAUGAAUUCGCAAAUAGCGCAACAGGAGAUAGAAGUGCAAUGGACGAAUUGAAAAGAGUAAUACUCCCGUCUGUGCAAGGCAAAAUCUACCUUUUUUUGAAAAAAGCCAUUCAUCAUUGGCCUCUUGACAGUUCAUUUAGAUUGAUCUUGGAAGCUUGGUUAAGCUUUAUUCAACCUUGGAGAUACAUGCCAGGAGUUGGAUAUAUUGAAGAAGGAAAACUUGAAGAAGAAGAAAAAGGAAAGAUAUAUGAUUCUGCCAAAUGGGUGUCCUUUGUUGCAAAUAAUCUAUUAGCAUACACAGCCAUAUUUCAGCAACUUUUGCCUCGAUUCAUGAGAAUAGAUUUAGUGGCACCUAAAAAUGCAUUGAUGCUUUUUAGGGUUACGAAGGUGUUUUCACAAUCGUGCUUGACAGAAAUUUUAUCAGAGGUUGAAAGUUGUAUGGACGACGUCGCCCUGAGUCGUGGUAGACUAUCAAGUAAUCAGUGGACCGCAAUAGUGCGACAACAAAUCCUCGAGCUUGAAGGCCCUUUGUAUCAAUACAUUCCCAUAUUUUCAGUGACAAUGAAAAAUCAAGUACUCUCAUUUCUCUAUACAGUACGACAAGCACAGUUGACAGCGAUUAGUUUGCUUGAAGCUUUAGAAAAACGAAGAAGUGGUAGAAAGCUACUUCUGUCUAUUUGGAGGUUCUUCAAUGGUGAAGACUAUUCUUCUGACGAUGUAAGCUUAGAAGAGAGACGGAGGGUCCCUGCAUUUUUGUCCUUCGCACAGGAACGUCUGAUCUAUAUAUUCAGAAUGGAGGAGGAGGAAUUUCUUCCAGCAAAUGUAGUCGCUGAUCAAGAGUACCAUGAUACUAUACUUUCGACUUCAUUUUGUCAUCAAUCUCAGGUGGAUUCAAAUCUAGAUUCUAGCAGACCUGGUGUUUUUGUUCCGAUUCAAGAUGGAAAACAAAACUGUCGAUAUGUCGAGUACCUGGGUGAUCCAGAAUUGCAACCAGUACGCAGUAAUGAAAUUGCUUUCUUGGUUAGAGUUCUGUACCAAUUAUGCAACUAUUUAAAUAAAAAGUAUCAGAACGAAUUGGUUACUGCCUAUAGCAGAAAUGACUUUCUGGGAAGACUCGCUCGUCAAGUUAUCAAGCCACCAACGACAGUCGUUAGCUUACCAAAACGAGGUCCGAAUGGUUUUACAUCGGGCUGUGAAACUCGCAUCGCUCCUAGACUCAGUUUCCGCGUUAUAGCGACUUACCAUUUUUUAGGAAGCAUUUUACUUGGAGUACUUUUUUUUUCGAUUGUUGGUUACGGAACGACGCUUUUCUUUGGAUUCUUCUUUUUCUCGUGGCUAGUGUAUAUAUUGGCUCACGCAACGUGCGAACCUUGGCUUAGAUUGGAUAAUACUGCAACAAGACGAUCUCCUUACCCUCUUUCGAGAAAUUAAAAGUUUUUGAUUGAACAGAUGAUAUGCCUUAUUUUUUAAGUGAUGCUUACAACAGAACUCAUGAUGCAAUGAAAACUAAUUUUGCUAAUAAAAGACCUUCGAACCUCGAAA